Fusarium graminearum PH-1 is the source of this 1017-nucleotide messenger RNA. RefSeq lists its product as uncharacterized. Bases 1 to 1017 code for a protein of 338 amino acids. The transcript has 3 exons. NCBI's taxonomy places the organism in Eukaryota, Fungi, Ascomycota, Sordariomycetes, Hypocreales, Nectriaceae. Gene Ontology annotation, molecular function: FMN binding; oxidoreductase activity. The record is from RefSeq and is a predicted model, not a curated record.
AUGACAGUCGAAGAAACGGCGAAACUCUUUACUCCAGCCAAAGUUGGCAAUGUUGAGCUUAAGCAUCGAGUGGUGCUUGCUCCCCUGACGCGGCUUCGGGCAGACAAGACAACCGCGGUCCCGGCGGAUUUUGCUGCGGAAUACUAUGCUCAGCGCUCCUCGGACGGCGGCCUACUCGUUUCUGAAGGCACUUUCAUCGCAGAGGAGGCUGGAGGUAUGUCUCGGGUACCAGGCCUCUAUUCACAGGAACAGAUUGCGGCAUGGAAGGCCAUCACCGAUGCUGUUCACGCCAAAGGAGGCUACAUAUUCUGUCAACUCUGGGCUCUGGGUCGAGUUGCCAACCCCAAUGUUGUCCCUAACAUCUGGAGUGCUGGUUCAAAGCCCUUCGAAGCUAAGGGCGCUGCGUCUCUUCCUAAACUCACGACCAUGACCGAAGCCGAUAUUGAUCGAUUCGUGGGUCAUUAUAGACAGGCUGCACUGAAUGCGAUCGAAGCUGGAUUUGACGGCGUUGAGCUCCACGGAGCCAAUGGAUAUCUUCAAACCAACAGUAAUGACAGAACAGAUUCAUAUGGUGGCAGUCUCGAAAACCGUUUCCGCUUCCCUUUGAGAGUUCUUAAUGCUGUCUGUGAUGCCAUUGGUCCUGAGCGUGUCGGCAUUCGCAUGUCGCCCUUCUCCCGCUUCCAAGGCAUGCGUGAGGCUGAUCCUCUAUCCGUCUUCGUGCCUUGGGCCAAGGCUAUUGUCAAGGCCCAGCCAUCUCUUGCGUUUAUUCACGCCGUUGAGCCAAGGAUUGAAGGAGGAAGUGACUCGCCUGACAGCCACCUCAAGACAGACGACACUCUCUCCCCCGUUCGAGACGUUGUUAGCAGCUCAAAUGUCAAGUUCAUUGUCGCAGGAGGAUUCACCCCGGAAACUGCUGUCAAGCACGCAAAUCAGACAGAUGACCUUGUCGGGUUCGGUCGUUACUUUAUUCGUAAGUCAUUUCAUGAGAACCUACUAGUGACUAUGGACAUGCACUGA